CAACCCCUCCCUUCGGCGGCCCACCAGAAGCAGCUGUCUUCGCCCUUCCCUUCCUCCUACCUCGCCGGCGCCCAUCUUCCUCCACGUUGCAACCACCUGCUCCGCAAGUCCACCUCCAUCCAUGCCCCACCCCCCGUCGAUCCACCUUCGGCGUUCGGAUCCGGGCUGCCGCCGCCGGCACCGCGCGCCUGCCUUCCCCACCGGAUCUGGCCAUGCGGUGGCCGUGAACUAUGGCGACAACCGAAUUCCGGUCAUGGGCUCCCUCGCCUCCUCCUUUGUUUUUCUCUGUCACCCCUGAUCCCAACUUGCUAGUGUCUCUCUUCCCUUGUUCCCUACAGGUCGCAUGUUGAGGGCAUGUGGUGCGCAUGCAGAGAGGAGGUAGGAGGGGUUCUCCUGCUCGAUGCCGCCGCCGUGGUGGAUCUGACGAGAUCCUCCGCGAUCAGCCUCCAACGCACCCUACCAGCCGCCAAUGAGCCGCGCCGCCCGCCGCACCAGAGCGCCAGCUGCAUCCCUGCGUGCGGUCCGAAAAGGCACGAGGUGCAGCUCGCUGUUUCUGCUCAUGGAGUUCAAAGCUCCUGCACCGAGGUGGUGCCCCUUCCUGGCUGUGUCUCCAAGUGGUCCACCUCUCCCUGGCACUGCGAUGCAGUGCGCCUCUACCGUGCAGUUUGGUGGCGUGGCGAGUCGGCUACCUCCAACUGUUGCCGCCCUGUCCGAUCUGGCGAGAUCCGAUUGCACCCGCACCUUCGUUCCCUCCCCAACCGGCAACCUGCGGUAUGCUCCUCCUCUCUCCAAGCACGCGGCCAAGCCAGGAAAGAUGAAGUGUCCCAGUUCGGUUGGAUUGGAUGCCCUGUUACUUAAUUUUGUUGUUUGUUGGGAACUGCGGUUCAUUGCCCAUGGUGUGGUUGGCCUUUGAGCACACUGCUAUUUUGUCCAAUGUGCAAGUGUAGCCCGUAGAAUUUUGAGCGGUUCAGGUGCUGGACAAUGCAGAUUUUGUAUUUGUGUGUGACUGUAAAAUACUUUGAAGCUCACUUUGUUAUAUGA
Molecule: messenger RNA, 1041 nt
Organism: Triticum dicoccoides
Lineage: Eukaryota; Viridiplantae; Streptophyta; Magnoliopsida; Poales; Poaceae
Exons: 2
Coding region: 470-913 (147 amino acids)
Source: RefSeq, a predicted model, not a curated record